UCACUGUUUUUUUCGAUGGUGGUAUUAUUUGAUUAUCGUUUCAAUUGCAUCUUUACUCUCAUUAUGUCUUGAUAGACUUGACGUAUUUGAAUUUAUCUGUUCUACUGAGUUGGAAAGCUUGAUGAAAAGGCCACCAAUCUCGACUUUGGUUUCGAUGGUGAUGAAAUGUCACAAGAAUUCUCAGGGAUUCUUUUAGAGGACUUCAAUGCAUCGGAAGGUUUCGAUUACGGUAUUGGACAAUUGGAAACUAGCGCUCUCAAUCCAUCAGCAUCAUCUAUACCUUCAUGGCUCUUACCCUCCACCAGUUCCUAUUCGUACACCCAGCCUUCAUUGCCUUACAAUGAUACACCUACCGUGCCUUCGAUUACCACAGCUCAUGCGAAUCCAUCUAUGGUUAAGCCUAUGUUACCUCCAUCGAAGGCCACUGCUAGACCUGCUCCCAGGGAACACUCUGCAGAAGAGUGGGAGCGUCAGAGAAUAAAUUUCACUCAACUCUACACGACUGAAGACAAGCACCUCAAUGAGGUGACGAAAAUUAUGGAAAAUGAAUAUGGAUUCCGUGCAACGCCACGACAAUACAAGCGACGGAUUGAACAAUGGAAGUUGAUUAAGAACAUUAAGGAAAAUGACAUGAGAGUUAUUCUACGCAAAGACUUGAAGAGGAAACGCGAAGGAAAGAACAGCGAGUUCCGCAUUAAUGGCCGGGAAGUUGAACCAAAGAAGAUUCAACGCUUCGCGCAGAGAUAUAAAGUAACCGAGGAGUCAAUCCUUGAGUUUAAUGUUGAAACUCCUUGUUAUAUUGAUUGCGAUACCCCAGCACCGAUAGUUGAAGAUGAAGACAUACAGCAUCAUAUAAUAGGAGAAGUCAACAUACCAGACUCAAUAAUACUUUCUCCACCAGCGGUCGAGUCAGACCAAGACCGAGAGAUUCGGAUAGUCGACAAUAGGAAAACAGUUCUGAAUGAGUUCAUUCGAAAACUUGGUGCUGCCAUUCCCAUUGAUUCUACAUUCGAUCUCUCUGUCUUCAAGUAUCCUCUUGGAAUAGAUGAUCUUUCAGACAGGAAGUUUGAAAGAUUGAUCUGCUACGUAAGAUAGAAUACUCGCUAUAUCCAAGACUGUCAAUGUUGAUUUUCUUGAUCACUAAUGUUUAUCGUAGAAACUUGACAAAGUCCAUCUUUCAAUGCUCGACGUCCCUUACUAUUGGCUUCCCUGCACUAAAUUGUUCACACAGUACCGUUUUUCUCGCUGGAAUCGCCAUUUUCCACUGGAGAGGGUACAUCAAUUUCCACGCAGUAUUAUUCUACUCGCAUUCUAUCUUUUCGAGAAGAACCAUUCUGAAGAUAAUUCGAAACUGAGAUCGACCAUUCGAUUGUACGAGAAUUCCACUUUUCAGUACAUGUUGUAUUGUAGCAUUAUAAAUUGCUGUUCAAAACGAGUCUCGGGAAUUGAAGAAUUUCCGCAAUUUGAUUAUUUUCUUCGACACCCCCUACAAAUCCCAUCUUUCGUGGAGUUCCUGAAUUUCGAUCGUCAUAUGCUUCAAGCGACAGUUCAAUUGAUAAGAUCUCUUGAUGAGGAUUUUUUUGUCACGAGAAAAUUGUCUAUCGAUGCCUGGGAUAAUUUUGUGAGGACAACGGAAAAGGAAUUGAAAGAUUUGGAUGAUCUAGAUCUGAUUUCUUCUUUUUGUUAGGAGACCAAAGGCAUUACUAUCUAAUAAUAUGGGAAUACAGCAGGCUUGCAUGAAGAUAUACGAAUUAUGUUAUAAUGAUCAUGCUAUCGUUCUUUAAGGAUGAUGAUCUUCGAAUCAUGGGGUGUUCAGCAAACAGAUAAUUUCGUGCAAAGGAUCUGGAUAUCCAUUGGGACGGAAUUUCCGUCUUCGUGCAAAACGAAGGGCGGGUGGGAUGGAUGAAAUUCAUGAAGCACACAUUCCAAAAAAAGCUCGUUUAAUUACUGAGAAAUUCGAACGUAUGUUUUCACAAUUUUCUUGGGGAGGUUUACAUAUUCAUACUCAUAGUAUAUGGAGUUGAAACAGGGAAUGAAAUUUCUUCGCUUGGUUGAAUAUAUUUCAGAGAAAUAAAGGUUGUUAUAGUAUUAUGGCAUCGAAGUUUGAUAUCUACAGGGAGGAGUUCUUUCUUGGAAGGAUAGGAGUUGAGAACAUGAUCGUGAUAUCUAUUUUCAUUCGUGGUGUGAAUCGGAAUUUUUUAGUGGGUGGAUGGAG
Messenger RNA from Botrytis deweyae, 2215 nucleotides. RefSeq lists its product as uncharacterized. Bases 166 to 1095 code for a protein of 309 amino acids. NCBI's taxonomy places the organism in Eukaryota, Fungi, Ascomycota, Leotiomycetes, Helotiales, Sclerotiniaceae. The record is from RefSeq and is a predicted model, not a curated record. The transcript is spliced from 3 exons.